CGAGCCUCAUGAACCACAGACCACAGGGACCCAGCGGAUGAACUGCAGCAUAGCUGUGCACGGAGUCACAAACCAUUAACAGGAGGACAAGAUGAAGCUGCUGGUGUGGUUGAGCUUUCUCUGCCUCUUUGCCUGUCGUCCCAGUGAGGCCAGAGUCAUCCCAGAAGGAGUGCCAUAUGAUGAACCACCAGCUGUUCCCUACUGGCCCUACUCCACCUCUGACUUUUGGAACUACAUUGAAUACUUCAGGUCCAUCGGCGCCUACAACCACAUCAACGAGAUGGCUCGGGCCUUCUUUGCUCAUCAGCCCCUUGGAGACACCCUGGGAUAUGAGACCAAUGCAGGGCAUGAGCAUUGAGAUAAGCAGAUGUUGUUAGUAAAGCAAAGAAGGAUAGCAAAUAGGAUGAAGGACAUCCUAAAAAGAUUAAGGAAAGAAAAAGAGAGCACAUCCCAUUCUGCAACUCCUUCCUUGGCAAAUCAUUGCUUGAAGCAUGGCCAGUCGUAUAGAUUACAGUUAGAGUAAAUAGCUGUUGUAGGACUUUAGAAUGCUUUUUUUUAUGGUGUAACAGAACAUUUUACAUUAAAGAAAUAUCA
Melanotaenia boesemani (Boeseman's rainbowfish) is the source of this 594-nucleotide messenger RNA. RefSeq names its product otospiralin (gene otos). Lineage: Eukaryota; Metazoa; Chordata; Actinopteri; Atheriniformes; Melanotaeniidae. Gene Ontology annotation, biological process: sensory perception of sound. Bases 92 to 358 code for a protein of 88 amino acids. The record is from RefSeq and is a predicted model, not a curated record. The transcript has 4 exons.